CGUCAUCUCCGGGUCUCCCUCUCCUUCACUCUCGAGUUUCGUACUCUCUUCUGCUUCGUCGCUUCCACCACCCGAAGCGACCAUGGCCGCGGCCGCGAGCGAAGGCGGCGGCGAUGGAGGCGCCGAGGAGAGGGGUAGACGGAAGGAUUCGACGUCGCCGCCGUACAUCAGGGCGGUGGCGGGGUCCCUCGGCGGGGUCGUGGAGGCGUGCUGCCUGCAGCCCAUCGACGUGAUCAAGACACGGCUCCAGCUCGACCGCACCGGCGCGUACCGGGGGAUCGUGCACUGCGGCGUGACGGCGGCGAGGACGGAGGGGGUGCGCGCGCUGUGGAAGGGGCUCACCCCCUUCGCCACCCACCUCACCCUCAAGUACGCCCUCCGCAUGGGGUCCAACGCCCUCCUCCAGUCCGCCUUCAAGGACGCCGCAACUGGAGACCUCUCCAACCGCAGUAGGAUCGCCGCUGGAUUUGGCGCCGGCGUCCUGGAGGCCCUCCUCAUCGUUACCCCCUUUGAGGUAGUGAAAAUCAGGCUGCAGCAACAAAAGGGGUUGCGACCGGAGCUUCUAAAGUAUAAGGGUCCCCUACAUUGUGCAAGGAUGAUCAUUCGUGAAGAGGGAAUUUUGGGUCUUUGGGCCGGUGCUGCGCCGACUGUUAUGCGUAAUGGAACCAACCAAGCUGCCAUGUUCACGGCAAAAAAUGCAUUUGACAUCGUUCUCUGGAAGAAACAUGAAGGAGAUGGCAUGGUCCUUCAACCUUGGCAGUCUAUGAUCUCAGGGUUUCUUGCGGGGACUGCAGGGCCCAUCUGUACUGGCCCCUUUGAUGUCGUCAAGACAAGGCUGAUGGCUCAAAGCAGAACAGGUGGUGAUGCCAAAUAUAAAGGCAUGGUGCAUGCAAUCAGAACAAUAUUUGCCGAAGAAGGGUUGUUUGCACUUUGGAAAGGUUUGCUUCCUAGGCUUAUGAGGAUUCCACCUGGUCAGGCUAUAAUGUGGGCCGUUGCUGAUCAAGUAACCGGACUCUACGAAAAAAACUACGUACAUCGAGUUCAUCUAUAAGUAUCUCUUUUGAUGGGUAAUAAAGGGUUUGCCCGCGAUCUUCUAAAAUCCAUCCGGCAAUCGUGCUUUAGUUUUCAACAAGGUCUAAAGCAUUAGAAGUAUCAGAUAUUUGUCGAAUGUGAUUCUCUAGUAUUCUAGCUGCUAAGAUAAUUGAUUGUGGUUGUGGCUAAGAUGCACAGGAUAUUAAUUGGUUCGAUCAUCUAUGAUGCUGAGAUUUCCGAGCUGAUUCUGGGAUUCA
Messenger RNA from Musa acuminata subsp. malaccensis (wild Malaysian banana), 1289 nucleotides. Its product is annotated as mitochondrial succinate-fumarate transporter 1. The record is from RefSeq and is a predicted model, not a curated record. NCBI's taxonomy places the organism in Eukaryota, Viridiplantae, Streptophyta, Magnoliopsida, Zingiberales, Musaceae. Gene Ontology annotation, molecular function: succinate:fumarate antiporter activity. Gene Ontology annotation, biological process: transmembrane transport; succinate transport; fumarate transport. Gene Ontology annotation, cellular component: mitochondrion.